Coffea eugenioides is the source of this 1071-nucleotide messenger RNA. RefSeq lists its product as uncharacterized. NCBI's taxonomy places the organism in Eukaryota, Viridiplantae, Streptophyta, Magnoliopsida, Gentianales, Rubiaceae. The record is from RefSeq and is a predicted model, not a curated record. The coding region runs from base 247 to 678 and encodes 143 amino acids. The transcript is spliced from 4 exons.
AUAGACUACUGGCACCGGACUACUAGUAUUUGGUGGCCAUUUCCCCCGUCCUCCCGGCUCCGGUCUCUCCAAUACCAAAAGGAACAAGACAUUCACGUAACUCUUUAAUCUUCUUUACUCGCCAAACUCCACGUAGACACCACAAGCAAACACCAAGGAAACCGAAUUUUCCCACAACUCAUUCCAUUGCUAAUCUGAGAAAAAAGAAAAGAAAAAGAGCCAGAACCAUUAUUGAAAAAGGUAUAGAUGGCAGCUGCGGCGGCUAAGGGAGUAUCCCUCAAUCAUGUCUCUAGGGAAUCCUCAGAUAUCCAACGCUUGGCUCAAUUCUAUAUAGAGGUAUUUGGUUUUCAGCGGGUAGAAAGUCCAAGGUUUGAGUUCGAUGUAAUAUGGUUGAAGUUGGAACCAUCCUUUUACCUUCAUCUAAUUGAGAGGGACCCUACCACAAAGCUCCCUGAAGGUCCAUGGAGUUCCACCUCUGCAGUGGCUGACCCCAAGAAUCUCCCCAGGGGUCAUCAUAUCUGCUUCUCUGUCUCCAAUUUCGACUCCUUUGUUCAGGCCGUCAAGGAGAAGGGGAUCCAGAUUCAUCACAGGACUCAACCAGAUGGGAAGACCAAACAAGCAUUCUUCUUUGAUCCAGAUGGUAAUGGGUUAGAGGUUGCUGGGCGAAGCGAAGAAUGAUGGACCAAAUGCUUCCCUUUGAGGCAUGGCUACAUAAUAAUGCAGCAUGUACAAAACUUGGAAUACUCAUGGUUUGAAGUUGAAGCUUAGAUUGUUAGUCCUAGGUCUUAUCUUAUCUUUCUGGCCUUGCUAGAUAGAUAGAUAUUGCAACAUGAGGAUAUAUCUAUGAAUUCGAUAGGACGAUGUCAUCCAAAAGGGCAAACAGUUGUAGUAUGUGCUUUGGCUUCUGUGUUUUCAUCAGUUGAUGAUGCACUACUUUCUUGGUGAAAUAUCUAUCCACAAAUGCCCUGUGAGAAUUAUAUGUAAUGGAAUAACCAUCCAGUUGUAGUCGAUACAGGCAGAACGCUGAUAUUAUAUUUAGAAUGCUAUUACAUUGGUUUUUCAGGAAUAUUA